GCCCCGCGAGAGGGAGGGGCCCCGCCCCACGCAGCCAGUGUACCAGCUGCACGGCAGGGGGCUGCCCCCCCCCGGAGCCCUGGACCCGGUGGCCGGCCAGGCCCGGCUGGCGGCCCCCGAGAAGAUGAAAACCAGUAUCAAACUGGUGGACGAGCAGAUGAACUGGUGCGACAGCGCCAUCGAGUUCCUGCUGGACCAGACGGACGUGCUGGUGGUGGGGGUCCUGGGGCUGCAGGGCACCGGCAAGUCCACGCUCAUGUCCCUGCUGGCCGCCAACCAGCCCGAGGAGGACCCGCGGGCCUUCGUGUUCCGCCCGCAGAGCCCCGAGAUGAAGGAGCGGGGGGGGAGCCAGACCUGCGGCAUCGACUUCUUCAUCACCCAGGAGCGCGUCGUCUUCCUCGACACCCAGCCCAUCCUGAGCCCCUCCAUCCUCGACCACCUCAUCAACAACGACCGCAAGCUGCCCCCCGAGUACAGCCUGCCCCACACCUACGUCGAGAUGCAGUCGCUGCAGAUCGCCGCCUUCCUGUUCACGGUGUGCCACGUGGUGCUGCUGGUGCAGGACUGGUUCACCGACCUGGGGCUCUACCGCUUUCUACAGACGGCCGAGAUGGUGAAGCCCACCACCCCGUCCCCCAGCCACGAGCCCAGCGGCACCGCCGGCCCCGAGGAGCCCUCGGAGUACUACCCCCAGCUGGGUGAGCCCCCACCCCCA
Messenger RNA from Oxyura jamaicensis (ruddy duck), 715 nucleotides. RefSeq names its product SMG9 nonsense mediated mRNA decay factor (gene SMG9). NCBI's taxonomy places the organism in Eukaryota, Metazoa, Chordata, Aves, Anseriformes, Anatidae. The record is from RefSeq and is a predicted model, not a curated record. The annotation marks the transcript as partial. Gene Ontology annotation, biological process: nuclear-transcribed mRNA catabolic process, nonsense-mediated decay. The transcript is spliced from 7 exons.